CUUGACGUGCUUCUGAUUAAGGAACGUUGGAUCCGAAGGUCUCGUUGUUUUUGAUAUUUUUUUUAAUUAAAAACUAUAUUUGUUUGCAAAAUGGCAAUGUCUAACGAUGCUAAAGAACGUCUCGAAUUUGUAUUCGAAAUUGCUAAGACGACUUUCCAUUAUGGUUUUAUACCAUUUGUGCUGUAUCUUGGUUUUCGAAAGGGAGCCGAACCGGGAAUGCCACCAUUAACUUUGCUUAGCUUGUUAUGGCAAUAAUUUAUAUAAUAAAUAAUAAGUAUAAAAAAAUGUUAAUAAAUUUAAGUUAACCGAA
Messenger RNA from Teleopsis dalmanni, 310 nucleotides. RefSeq names its product mitochondrial import receptor subunit TOM7 homolog. Gene Ontology annotation, biological process: protein import into mitochondrial matrix. The record is from RefSeq and is a predicted model, not a curated record. Lineage: Eukaryota; Metazoa; Arthropoda; Insecta; Diptera; Diopsidae. The transcript has 2 exons. The coding region runs from base 91 to 255 and encodes 54 amino acids. Gene Ontology annotation, cellular component: mitochondrial outer membrane translocase complex.